GAGAGGAGCAUACACGGUCACACCUGAGAGAUUCUUCCUAAAACAUUAUAAAAAAAACCCCGACGUUUAAAAUAAUGUAAGUGGGUAAAACUGAUCCGAUAAAGUCUUGGUAGGACAGCGCCAGGAAAAACCGUUCAGCUAAUUCCAACCGCUAGCUAAAAGCUAACUUCAACCGCUCCUCCUGUAGCUCAGCUGCUUGAAGGCUAAAAGACGGUGGACCCCGCUUGAUUAUGAUUCGGAGGCACUACCCUCCACUAGCCGUGGUGACCCACGUGUUAAAUGACGACCGCGAAGACUUCGUGGUGAGGAGAGAAGUCACAGGGGCAGAUUUCAUGGUCCAUGGAGAGCAUGAUGACAGAACCGCUCCGUUUCGCAACCGUAAAGGCAGAGGCCACAAGGGCCGGUCCUUUGACAGAUCUGGGAGGAACCGUCACCGAGGAGGGUUUGGAGUCCCUGGACCACGGUCCAGGCUGCUUGAUGAUACAGAUGGAGACGUUACUAUGAGUGACAGCUCUCAAGACAGCAGCUCGCAGAACAGAUUCACCCCAUAUGGAAGACCAUCUCGAAAAGGAGAUGCACGGUUUGACAGAGACAGGCGGCAGGAUAAAGGAGGAAGAGGAGCACUAACAGGAGGUGGCGGCGGUUAUUACAGAGCAGGUUUAAGAAGCCAGUCAAGCUGGUACAAAGUCACGAUACCACAUGGAAAGAAAUAUGAAAAGAAAUGGUUGAUCACAGCUCUCCAGAACAUCUGUUCCAUUCAGUAUACACCUGUACAGUACCACGUCGACCACCAGAGGGCGCAUUUCUAUGUGGAAGAUUCGGCUGCUGCCCAAGCUUUGCGCAGAUGUUCUCACAAGAUUACAGAUUCAGACGGCUAUAAGGUGGAAGUACACGUCAACCCGAGUAAUCCGCCGUCCUCGCUGCAGUCAGACCUGAAGCCUGAACACAUAGAGCACCUGAAGCAAUGCAUGGCGAAACGUUUCGAUGGCUCCCAGCAGGCGCUCGACUUAAACAACAUUCGAACGGACCCAGAUUUGGUGUCUCAGAACAUUGAAGUCAUCCUGAAUAGAAAGACAAACAUGGAGGCUGUCAUUAAGAUCAUAGAAGAAAACAUUCCUGAGCUGACGUGUUUGAAUCUCAGUAACAACCGUAUUCACAAGCUGGACGAUCUAGCUGAUGUGGUCACCAAAGUGCCUAACCUGAAGGUGCUCAACCUUUCUCAAAAUGAGUUAAAGUCGGAGCGUGAGCUGGAUAAAAUGAAAGGCCUGAAGCUGGUGGAGCUGUGGCUGAGCAGGAACCCUCUGUGCAACCACUUUAAGGAUCAACCUUCGUACAUCAGUGCGGUGCGGCAGCGGUUCCCCCGGCUCCUCAAACUGGAUGGUAAUGACCUCCCUCCACCCAUUGGGUUUGAUGUCGAAACUCCGACUGCCAUCCCCCCCUGCAAGGGAAGCUGCUUUGGUUCAGACGAAAUCAAGGCUCUCAUCCUGCGGUUUUUGCAACAGUACUACAGUAUAUACGACUCGGGGAAUCGACAGCCCCUGCUGGAUGCGUACCAUGAUGGAGCUUCUUUAUCCAUCACAACACCUUAUACCACCCAGAACCCGUCCAGAAGCAGCCUGGGGGAGUACUACAAAGAUAGCAGAAACCUGAAGAGGGUCAAAGACUCCACGAUGAGGUUUAGGCUGCUGAAACACACGCGGCUGAACGUCGUGGCGUUCAUCAACGAGCUGCCAAAAACGCAACACGACAUUGCCUCCUUCACAGUGGAUGUAAACACCUACACCAAUACACUACUAUCAUUCACAGUGAGUGGAGUCUUCAAGGAAGUGGUUGUUGAUGGGAAGUCCAGAGAAUCUACCAUGGCCUUCUCCCGGGUCUUCAUCACAGUCCCAGCAGGAACUUCUGGUCUGUGCAUCGUGAAUGAUCAGCUUUUCAUCCGAAUGGCCACAACAGAGGAGAUCCGCCGAGCUUUCGUGGCUCCAGCCCCAACUCCCUCCUCCAGCCCCGUCCCAACCCUCACCGCACCACAGCAAGAGAUGCUCGCUGCUUUCUCGCUGAAGUCCGGCAUGAACCUGGAAUGGUCACAAAAGUGCCUUCUGGACAAUGAGUGGGAUUUCAACAGAGCAGCACAGAUUUUCACACAGUUGAAGGCGGAAGGCAAGAUCCCAGAUGUAGCCUUCCUAAAAUGAGAAGUUCCAGUAAAACCUCUGUGAAAUAAAAUCAGCUGUAAUUUUAUUUAAUGCCGUUGUUUUCUUUUAUUGGUUGCUUCUUAUAAAGAUUAAGUUUACUCGUUAACUAUUUUACCAGCUAAGUGGCAACUUUGAUGUGAGGACUGAUGACGCCGUUUUUGUUGUCAUUGUAACGUUACUUGAAAGUCAUUUGUAUAGACACUAGUCAAAAAUGUUCAUAGAAUAAAGAUAUACAGUCUGGAUUUAAAUUUGUUAAUCAGAAUUUUGUUGUACGUUAAACAAUAAAAUAUAUUUUGGCAA
Messenger RNA from Fundulus heteroclitus (mummichog), 2489 nucleotides. RefSeq lists its product as uncharacterized. The transcript has 23 exons. Bases 231 to 2189 code for a protein of 652 amino acids. NCBI's taxonomy places the organism in Eukaryota, Metazoa, Chordata, Actinopteri, Cyprinodontiformes, Fundulidae. Gene Ontology annotation, molecular function: RNA binding; protein binding. The record is from RefSeq and is a predicted model, not a curated record. Gene Ontology annotation, cellular component: nucleus; cytoplasm. Gene Ontology annotation, biological process: poly(A)+ mRNA export from nucleus.